CAGGUAUACCGCAUAAAUGUUGGCGGGACUACGAUUGACCCCAAAGAUGACACUGGCAUGUUCCGGUCUUGGACGGAUCAGGACGAUCAUUACUUGACUGAGAACCUUGGCAGUGUCUUGCCUGUGAACUGGUCCAGCUCCCUUGUCUUUGAUCACAUUCCUGAAUAUGCUGCCCCAGCGAAUGUUUACAGAACCGCAAGGUCUCUGGGAACCGACAGGAGCACCACCACCACAUACUAUUUAACAUGGUCUUUCCCGGUCGAUCCCAACUUCCUUUACCUCGUCAGGUUACAUUUCUGUGAGUUUCAGAGAGAGAUAAGCAAAUUUGGCGAUCGUACCUUCGAGAUCUACAUAGCUUCCCUGGUAGCUGAUUCGAAGGCGGAUGUUAUCAGGUGGACUGGAGGAAGAGGAAUUCCUAUUUACAAAGAUUAUGCCGUGGAUAUGUUUGCUCCUACGAGCAAGAAGAUUAACCUCACCGUCUCACUCCACACAGGCCCAGAGCAGUAUUCCGUUUAUGCUGAUGCGCUUCUCAAUGGCGUAGAGGUUUUCAAAAUCAGCAGCGACAACCGCAACCUGGCGGGACAAAACCCGGACCCCACACGGGUUCCGGAUCCACCUCAGCAACCACCAGAGCGGACAUCCUCAUCCAGUGGCAUCAGUAAGAACGUGAUAGCUGCUAUUGCAGCUGGGAGUGCUUCCGGCGCUUUGGUGUUCCGUCUUCUGUGCUUCUUGACUUUCUGGAGUCGGAGGAGUAGCAAGGAUUCGACUUAUACUGACAAGACCUCGCUCUGGGGGCCACUGCUGGCCGAUUUGUGCCGUCGAUUCUCUCUGGCAGAGAUCAAGGCAGCCACAAAUGGCUUUGAUGAGAUCUUCAUCAUCGGGGUGGGGGGCUUCGGGAACGUGUACAAGGGGUGCGUGGAAGGGGGAUCAACAACGGUGGCAAUCAAGCGGCUGAAUCCUGGAUCCCAGCAGGGUGUCCGCGAGUUCAUGACGGAGAUCGAGAUGCUGUCUCAGCUCCGCCACCUCCACCUGGUUUCCCUGAUCGGGUACUGCAAUGACGGAGGGGAGAUGACACUCGUGUACGACUACAUGUCCCAUGGGACCCUCCGGGACCAUCUGUACAACACAGAAAAUCCUCCCCUCUCAUGGAAGCAACGGCUAGAGAUCUGCCUCGGAGCACCACAGGGGUUGCAGUAUCUCCACAUGGGUACGAAACACGUGAUCAUCCACCGUGACAUUAAGACGACCAACAUCUUGCUCGAUGAGAAAUUUGAGGCUAAGGUUUCCGAUUUUGGUCUCUCUAAAAUGAGGACCUCCGACACGUCCCAUAUCAGCACCAUGGUGAAGGGCACUUUCGGGUAUCUAGAUCCCGAGUACUUCAGAUUCCACCAGCAGAUCGAGAAGUCGGAUGUGUACUCGUUUGGGGUUGUGCUGCUCGAGGUGCUAUGUGCUCGGCCACCUGUGAACACAAAUCUUGAGACUGAAGAGAUUGGCCUUGCGGGUUGGGUCCAGAGCUGCUAUCAGAACGGGAGCCUUGACCAAAUCAUUGAUCCCAAUUUGAAAGCUGAGAUCAAACCAGAAUGUUUAGAGAAGUUCGCGGAGACGGCGAUGAGCUGCCUACGAGAUGAAGGGAUGAAACGACCAUCGAUGAAUGAUAUUGUGUGGAGCCUUGAGCACGCACUGGAGCUGCCGGAGGGUGCAGUACAGCAGGAGACAAUAGCACUAGAGCCAACAUCUGCAAUGGAUGGAAGGCUGCAGGGUGCGGAGGACACUAAGUCAUUACCAGACAUGGAAAGCGAAGAAGAGGUCUUGAUUAUUCUGUAACAUAAAGUGACAUGAACUCCUAGUUAAGUCCUCGUGGCUUUUCUCAGUUAGUAAAUCAGAUUUCUUGCAAGACAAACAAGUGAACUUUUCGAAAAUAUAUGCCGGUAACAAUGGCAUUUACACUCCGGGAAGCCCUCUGGUCUGAACCAAAGAGCAUUCUUUACCGGGAAGGAAAAAUCGCUUGCAAUAUCAUACAUCAAAGAUACCAUACAUA
Messenger RNA from Punica granatum (pomegranate), 2038 nucleotides. Lineage: Eukaryota; Viridiplantae; Streptophyta; Magnoliopsida; Myrtales; Lythraceae. The record is from RefSeq and is a predicted model, not a curated record.